GACCAUUGACAUGCACUAGUCUAACACCAGUGACCUCUGCAAAUACAAGGACUGAAUGGAAUAUGUUGUUCAAUGUCUCUAUUUAUGUUUCCUUCAUUUGAUCUUUUGCUACAGACAGAAAAUGUGUGACUUUAAAAUCAAAUACAAACUUAGUUCAUUCAUUCAGCCAAAUGGAACUUUCUUGUAAAACACUGAAACAUUCUUACAUAUGAUUUACUAUGUGUGAUUUUAGGUGUAUUUAGUGAGAGUUACUUUAUUUGAACAGUUUAAAAAGUGAUUUUACUUGACACUUUAUUUCCUUUGUUCUGAUGCAGAGCUACAGGAUCCACCAGCAGAAUGUCCUUCACAUGUGACCAGUGUGGAAAAGUGUGGUCAAAUGCUUACAAACUGAAAAGACACUACACAAGUCACACAGGAGAAAGACCGUACGAGUGUGACCAGUGUGAGACGGGAUUCAAACAAUCUGGUGAUCUCCAUCUACAUAUGAGAAUCCACACAGGAGAGAAGCCACUUGAAUGUGACGCUUGUGAGAAGACACUUUCACAGUCAGGCCACCUAAAAUCACAUAUGAGAAUCCACACUGGAGAGAAACCGUACCAGUGUGACCAGUGUGGGAUCCAAUUUAGAGACUCCAGUGGCCUCCAUCGUCAUAUGAGAAUCCACACUGGAGAGAAACCGUACAGAUGUGACCAAUGUGGGAAAUGUUUCUCUCAAUCAUACAAUCUCAAUAAACACAUGAGAGUUCAUUAAACGCACUGUUUUUAACUUUGUGCAUUUAGUUUUGUUUUUGUUUUGUUUAGUCUUGUUUGACUGCACUUGCCUGU
Boleophthalmus pectinirostris (great blue-spotted mudskipper) is the source of this 824-nucleotide messenger RNA. RefSeq names its product protein krueppel-like. Gene Ontology annotation, molecular function: RNA polymerase II cis-regulatory region sequence-specific DNA binding; DNA-binding transcription factor activity. NCBI's taxonomy places the organism in Eukaryota, Metazoa, Chordata, Actinopteri, Gobiiformes, Gobiidae. The record is from RefSeq and is a predicted model, not a curated record. Gene Ontology annotation, biological process: regulation of transcription by RNA polymerase II.